GGGGAAGGUUUUCUUUAACGUGAUUACUUACAAGUAGUAUUUCAUCAUGGAUGAGCUAUCACCUGAAGAAAUUCAGCUGAGGGCCAACCAGGUCACUGAUGAGUCUUUAGAAAGCACAAGGAGGAUUCUUGGCUUAGCCAUUGAGUCCCAGGAUGUUGGCAUCAAAACUAUUACCAUGCUGGAUGAACAAGGAGAACAAUUAAAUCGUAUAGAAGAGGGCAUGGACCAGAUAAAUAAGGAUAUGAGAGAAGCUGAGAAGACACUGACAGAGCUCAACAAGUGUUGUGGGCUCUGUGUCUGUCCAUGUAACAGGACAAAGAACUUUGAGGCCAGCAAAGCAUACAGAGCAACCUGGGGAGAUGGAACAGAGAACUCAGCAGAUCAUGUGAUAUCCAUGCAACCAAGAAGUCUAAAUCGGCAGCAGCCACAGACUUCUGGAGGACCAAGUGGUGGAUAUAUUACAAGGAUAACCAAUGAUGCCAGAGAAGAUGAAAUGGAUGAAAAUCUUGCUCAAGUUGGAAACAUUCUUGGGAAUUUGAAAAACAUGGCUUUGGAUAUGGGCAAUGAGAUUGAUGCCCAGAAUAAGCAAAUAGACCGGAUAAAUGUAAAGGCUGAUACAAACAGGGAACGCAUUGAGCAUGCGAACAUCAGAGCCAAGAAACUAAUUGAAAAUUAAAGCCUGCUGUCAUUGUUCAAUGACAGCCUCUCCAGCUGCAAGCCACCAUAUUCACGGAUCUGUGAAACUUCUAUUCUGAAAUAAGAGGGGCUGGGAAAAAUGAAGCAGUACCCUUUCUGUAGGGAUUAGUUUUCUUUUAUUGCUUCAUGUAAACAUGGCCUUGACUCCAAGAAAGCAGCCAACUUCCUUCUACUCAUCUGCCUUCACUUUCUUUAAACUGCUCAGGGCUAAAAGUUUAGGGCUUUGAGAAUCUUCUUGCAUGUUUUAUUCCCCUUCCCAAUUUCUUUUUAUUAUUUUUUUUAUUUUUUUUUUCCUGCACCGAAAAUUCAGUCCUUUAAGUUGAACAAGCAGGGUAACCUGAAUUCACAGUUGUGGAAAGUUGGAGAGGGCACUUUGCACUGUUUGAAAUACCUCAUAAGUUGAGUGUCUUCACUAAAAUAGGGACUAGGUGAACAUUGUCUGAUUUGUAUCUCUAGCAUCUAACCAUAGUUUUACAAUCCAAACCACACAAUUGGUUUGGAGUUGACCUUGUGAAUCACAGAAUUGAAGAGGCCCAUUACGUACAGCUUGUGGGUUGAGGGCUUUAAAACACUUCCUAACCACACAAACUUUAAGGUAAUGGUAACCAGAGGGAUAUAAGGUUUCCAGUUCUUUACUGUAAAUUGACAUUGGUUUGGAGGCCAUGACUAAUCAUGCUGCAUUGUUCUGAUAAUAUUUGUUGUCUGUGUGUAUAUAUCUGACCUAAACCCCAUGCACACAAGUAGAAGAUUAUAAAACUAUCUCUGCAAGGUAUUUACUUGAUAGAAAAUUUUACACCCCUCAUCUAAAAGCUUUUGUUUGAAUGAUGCAUCUGAACUGGAAGAAACUGAGUAGAAAAGCAUGCAGUUUGCUUGCUUCUCAUAUCUUAUUUUCUUGUGACCGAUUUUCACUGGAGUUACAAUUGAGAUCUGGUGCAGAAUUCGCUCUCAGCAGUGGCUUUGGGAGUGCUUCUUAAAACUACCAAAACCAGAGAAGCUUAUUGUGAAGCUUUUUUGUCACAAGUCUGAAGGAAGCAGUAGUUAUUUAGGAACUGUAAGCUAGUUCUAAAUAAACUAGUUCUAAAUAGAUUCUUGGCUGGUUUAUUACUGCAGACCUUGGGACUGGCAAUUGGAAAUACUACAUAUCUAAGUUGCUUGCAAAUAAAAUGGUCUUACUCUGUUGCAGAAUAGAGGAGUUUGUGACCAGGUGAGGUAAAGCACUCUCCCAUGAAGAAAAAUAGUUCGUUUUUACUGUAAUAUAAAAAGAUUUUCUUGAAAUCUUGAUAGCAAUUAAAUUACAAGUGACUUGAAAUAUUGUGACUCUACCCAGCAAUAUAUUAUGCCUCUUUUAAAGUUGAAAAUGAUACUUUGGACUAACCUGGGAUACUCAGUGUUGGAUGGCAGAAAUCUUCAGACUUAAUUGAUAGGAGGAAUAAUUAAAACUGUUAGCAUUAUGCCAUGCUUUAUUGAAGGACAGUUCACAAAUACCCUGUAGCCACUAAUAUUGAACCCCAGAGUCCGAGAUGACACUAACCCACUGAAAUACAAGACAGUGUUUGUUCUGUUUUCUUUUUAGUAGAAGUACAGUCAGUGUUACUAGUAUAUUUUCAGUUGGCUCCCAGGACAACUUGAUAUUUAAAGAAAAAAGAGCCAAAACCAAGAACCACACGCACAAAAACCCACAAUAACCCACCAAACAAAAACCCCAAACAACUGACCAAAGGAUGGGGCAGCUGCAUGUAAAAAUAGGCCAGUGGCAGUUUGCCUGAUGUGGAUAAGGUAGAGUCAUUUUUAGGGGACUAGAUACUUGAGUUGUGUGGGU
Messenger RNA from Ficedula albicollis (Collared flycatcher), 2515 nucleotides. RefSeq names its product synaptosome associated protein 23kDa (gene SNAP23). Gene Ontology annotation, biological process: synaptic vesicle fusion to presynaptic active zone membrane; exocytosis; synaptic vesicle priming. Bases 47 to 676 code for a protein of 209 amino acids. Lineage: Eukaryota; Metazoa; Chordata; Aves; Passeriformes; Muscicapidae. Gene Ontology annotation, cellular component: plasma membrane; synaptobrevin 2-SNAP-25-syntaxin-1a-complexin I complex. The transcript has 7 exons. Gene Ontology annotation, molecular function: syntaxin-1 binding; SNAP receptor activity. The record is from RefSeq and is a predicted model, not a curated record.